Messenger RNA from Phlebotomus papatasi, 2151 nucleotides. Its product is annotated as gastrula zinc finger protein xFG20-1-like. Gene Ontology annotation, biological process: regulation of transcription by RNA polymerase II. Lineage: Eukaryota; Metazoa; Arthropoda; Insecta; Diptera; Psychodidae. Gene Ontology annotation, molecular function: DNA-binding transcription factor activity, RNA polymerase II-specific; RNA polymerase II transcription regulatory region sequence-specific DNA binding. The record is from RefSeq and is a predicted model, not a curated record. The coding region runs from base 66 to 2051 and encodes 661 amino acids. Gene Ontology annotation, cellular component: nucleus. The transcript has 7 exons.
GUUGAUAGGUUUCGGAAUUUCGCGUGCUUUUGUUAUUUUGUGGAAAAGUUAAUGUGAGUGUGAUUAUGGAGUCAUACAGCCUAAAGCACAGGAUUUUCCUAGUCAAGCAGUUCUAUCAGGAGUUGGGGAAUUAUGCGUGUGUAAAGGAUAAUUAUGAAGAUUAUUAUGGGAAAACGAAGGACAGUCCAGAAUUCUCCAAAGAUGUCCUCAUUAAGAUUAUCUGGCUUUUCGAACAGACUGGCAGUGUCUGCAACCAAUCUGAUAAGAGUCUCCCAGAACCAAAAAUACAGAAUCCGAACUUACAGAAGUAUCCUCCCCAGAGGAAAUCAGGAAGUACAACGCCUAUUCCUUUUGGGACUUCAUACGAAUGUGAGAUGUGCAGCAAGGAUUUCCUGAACCACAACAAUUUAAAGUAUCACAUUUUGCAAUCCCAUGAACUGGAGGACAUUUUCAAAUGUGACAUCUGUUCUGUGGAUUGCAGAACCAGGUUCAGGUACAUUGAACAUAUGAGAAGCCACGGAAAUGCAACACCUUUCUCAAGCUUUGGUCCGCUGACUAAAAUAAAACAGUGCGAAUAUUGCGGAAAAUUUAUUUCAAACUCGAUCUAUGAUAAGCACAGACAAAUCCACAGUAAAGAAUACAGCGUAUAUCAAUGUAAUAUCUGUGGAAAAUCAUAUACUUGGGAAUGUGGUUUGAAAUUGCACAUGGUGAUGCAUAAUAUAAAUUUGAAUACAUAUGUAUAUCCCACUUGUGAAAUUUGUGGACUGAAAAUGGGCGGUGAACGAACUCUAAAGCUUCACAUGGAAAAAGCUCAUUCUUCAAUAAUCAAUGAAAGGAACUUUCAGGAAAUGAAUAUUAAAGCAGGACCUAAUAAGGAGAACCGCGCUCAGUCCAUUGAUAUUCCAUCACAUCCAAACGCAGUGAAUGACACAAUAGACAGUAUUAAACUUGAAAAUACGGUAGAAAUAUUAACUAGUGAAGAUAUCAGUAUGAAUAAUCUCUCAGAAUCAGAAAACUUUGGAAAUUUUCAUAACCUCUCCAACAUGUCUGAGACCGUUGAACCGAAUUCAGGAUCAAUGUUUAAAACGCUUAAAACCACAGAUGCAGAAAUUGAUUCAUUAAUAGAUGGAGCCUUAAAUACUCCAGACACUAGCGAAGCAUUUGCUAAUGAAAGAAAUGAGGGCAGUGAUGGAAUCCCUGAUGACUUAUUCUUUACUGAUAUUGGAGUUGGAACUUCCACAGAAUCCAAAAAAGAAUCAAAAAUUCAAAAAAACAAGAAAUCCAGUUCUACUGUUCUUUGCCACUUAUGUGGAAAAGUAAUUAAAAAUUAUGGAAACAGUAACAAAAAUCAUUUAAAUAACCACAUGAAACUCCAUAGUGAUGAGCUUCAGCAUAAGUGUACUGUGAAAGGUUGCUAUCGUGCGUACAGAUGGCCAGGAUCUUUGAAGUUGCAUGAAAUGUCCCAUAAUAACGGCAGUAACGCCAAACAUUCUUGCAGUUUCUGCCAUAAAAUUUUCGCAUUUGCCUAUUUAUUGAAGAAACAUUUGAAGGAGAUUCAUUCCGAUAAAAUACAUGAGUGCGAAAAAUGUGGUGAAGUAUUUUUGGAGGAAGAGGAACAUGAUAGUCACACAAAGAAUUGCAACAAAAUUAAAAAGAAAACAGUGACUCAAUUUCCUUGUGUUAUCUGUGGGAAAACAUACAAAGUCUCAAAUUUGCUUAAGAAACAUGUGAAAAUUCAUGAGAAAGCCGAGGAAGCUCUUAAGUGUCCAGAGCCAGGAUGUGGCAAAUCCUUCCCAAUUAAAAAGCACUUGCAACUGCAUAUUGCCACACACAAAAAUCGCAAAUAUUACACAUGCGCCCAUUGCGAAUGUAAUUUUAAAGUUCGUCAUGGAUUGGUGACUCACAUGCAGAAAGUUCAUCUCAAGGAAGAACCAAUUUAUCAAUGCAAUAUAUGCCCUUAUAAAGUUUGGUAUCGUCGACCAUACCACAGACACAUGAGGAAAUGUCAUAAUGCUUUUGAGCCAAUCCUCAAAAGACGGACAAAAUUUUAAACAUUAUGUACUGGAUGAAAUAGAAAAUUCAGAUGUCUUAUAAAUAAAAACCAAAAAAUUAUUAUAAUAUAAUUUUGAAUUCUCAAAAAUUCAUUUAAAA